This is a messenger RNA of Oncorhynchus nerka (sockeye salmon), 10611 nucleotides long. Its product is annotated as transcriptional regulator ATRX-like. Gene Ontology annotation, molecular function: ATP-dependent chromatin remodeler activity; chromatin DNA binding; ATP binding. Lineage: Eukaryota; Metazoa; Chordata; Actinopteri; Salmoniformes; Salmonidae. Gene Ontology annotation, biological process: replication fork processing; chromatin remodeling. Gene Ontology annotation, cellular component: nucleus; pericentric heterochromatin. The record is from RefSeq and is a predicted model, not a curated record.
CUCAAACCAUCCGGUAAAAUGGCGCCUUUGCUUUGUCUCCACUAUUCAAUAUUUUAAAAUUUUUCUAAAAUACAAAUUACUGAGAAUUAUCUGUUUUACAUCUCCGGGACGACGUGCCAAGAACUACACGUGUCUCAGUCAUUUAAGAAAUGACAAAAGAGUACAGUUAAAUGAGUAGAACCUCAGCUGAAUCUACAGACCAAAUGAUGGAGCGGGAAGUAGGUCAACUUCCCAUUACAGACCAGAUGGAGGAGGAGGAGGAGGUGGAGCCUGGGAGCUCAGCAGAGACUGAGAGACCCUCCUCUUCUCACACCAAGAGGAAGCCUGCUGUUACAGCCAAGCACACCGGAGGGAAUGAGUCUGACACCUCGGACGAGAGUGGACAGGAAGAUGGCGCCUCUGACAACCCCUCAGAUGAUACCACUUUGCAGGAGAGGAUAGACUGCACCGCCUGUGGACAGCAGGUCAACCACUUCCAGCGCCACUCAGUGUUUGAACACCCGAUGCUCCAUGUGCUCCUCUGCAAGUCGUGUUAUAAGUAUUACACCAGCGAUGACAUCAGUAAAGACGAGGACGGCAUGGACGAACAGUGCAGGUGGUGUGCUGAAGGUGGCAACCUGAUCUGCUGUGACUACUGCCACAACGCCUUCUGUAAGAAGUGUGUCCUGCGUAACCUGGGGCGCAAGGAGCUGUCCAUGAUCACCGAUGACGACAGUAAAUGGUCCUGCUAUAUCUGCAGCCCUCAGCCUCUCUCAGACAUCGCCUCCAACUGCGCCAACAUCUUGACCAAGCUGGAGAGCUUCUGGCGCACGGGAUGCAAGAAAGAGAGGAAGGAGGUGAAAGGGCACAGUAAGGGUAAAGGUCACCACCACCAUGGUAAAGCUGUGGUGAACGGUAAGGAACAUUCAGACGGGUCAGGGACCCUCACCUUCUCCUUUAAGACCCUGAAGGUCCUCAAGGAGCUGGUGAAGAGGACCAAGAAGCUGAUUGAGACGACCACAGGGCUCAACAGCACCUUCAUCCAGCAGGCUGAGGAGGAGCAGGGAGCAGGAGGAGGUGGCAGCGGGACCAGACACCUCAAGGCCUUCAGGUCUGUUCUGGCUGAUAUGAAGAAGGCCCAUGCUGCCCUAGAGGAGGACUUGGAGUCACGGUUCACUUCCCAGGACCAGGGGAUGCAGAACGGGGAUGCUGUUUCCAACACCCAUGAUGGCCACGAUCAGAUUGACAACAUGGUUGAGGAUGGACAGGAGGCAGAAGAGGAUAAAAUGGCCGACACUGAGGAUGGGGAGGAGCUAGAGGAGGAUGGGGGCUUGUCAGAGGACGCAGAGAUGGAGGGGAGCCCCGCCCCCGCACCUCAGGACCACUCGGACACAGAGACAGACAGCCAGGCCAAAGACCAGACAGCAGUGGAGGAGGAUGAAGAAGAAGAGGAGGAGGAGGGUGACCGGGAUAAAGACAUUGUGUCCGUCGGUCCGGCCGUCCCUGACGAGCUCUUCCAAAUGGUAGAGAGUCUGGCGGACUCCGCAGCGUUAAAGCCCAGCAACGACGCCAUGGAAACCACCGCUGCUAGCCAAUCCGAGAGCCCCGCCGCCGACUCAAACAGGAAGUCACUUAAAACCCAUAAGGAGAAAGCCAUGCCCAAGGUGAAGAACCUGAUCGUGAAGCUGACGCCCGUUCCAGUGGUUACCACACGCACCACCAGGUCUAUGAGCAAGGAUGGAGGGAAGGAGAAGGAGAAGAGUAAGGAUGGAGGCAAGGAGAAGAGUAAGGAUGGAGGCAAGGAGAAGAGUAAGGAUGGAGGCAAGGAGAAGAGUAAGGAUGGAGGCAAGGAGAAGAGUAAGGAUGGAGGCAAGGAGAAGAGUAAGGAGGAGGUGGAGGAAGGUGGGGGCUCUGAGGAGAGGAGUAAGGAUGGAGGCAAGGAGAAGAGUAAGGAGGAGGUGGAGGAAGGUGGGGGCUCUGAGGAGAAGAGUAAGGAGGAGGUGGAGGAAGUUGGGGGCUCUGAGGAGAAGAGUAAGGAGGAGGUGGAGGAAGGUGGGGGCUCUGAGGAGAAGAGUAAGGAGGAGGUGGAGGAAGUUGGGGGCUCUGAGGAGAAGAGUAAGGAGGAGGAAGGUGGGGGCUCUGAGGAGAAGAGUAAGGAGGAGGUGGAGGAAGGUGGGGGCUCUGAGGAGAAGAGUAAGGAGGAGGUGGAGGAAUGUGGGGGCUCUGAGGAGAAGAGUAAGGAGGAGGUGGAGGAAGGUGGGGGCUCUGAGGAGAAGAGUAAGGAGGAAGGUGGGGGCUCUGAGGAGAAGAGUAAGGAGGAGGUGGAGGAAGGUGGGGGCUCUGAGGAGAGGAGUAAGGAGGAGGAAGGUGGGGGCUCUGAGGAGAAGAGUAAGGAGGAGGUGGAGGAAGGUGGGGGCUCUGAGGAGAAGAGUAAGGAGGAGGUGGAGGAAGGUGGGGGCUCUGAGGAGGACAGCCGCCGAUCCAGCCGCACAAAGACCACACCCCUCAGGAAGUCACCGGACGGGAAGAACAAGAUGGCCGAAUCCUCUCCGGAGAACAGUGACUCAGAGGGCAAGAGUCCCAGCAGGCUGAAGAGUAGAGCCAAAGGCAGCUCGGAGAAGGAACGUGAGGAGGAGGUGCAGCAGAGCAAUGCCUCAUCCAAGGUGACCGCUGACCCUGACUCUGACGAGGUUCUGGACAUCCUGCUCCAGACUGCAGCGGCAGAACACAGCUCGGACGAGGAUCCGCAGCAGGACGCCGAUGGUAACCAGGGCAACAGGAGCUUCAAAAGGUGCCUGUUCAAACUCAGCAAGAAAGAUGGAGAGGAGGAGGAGAAUGACAAGGUGAAGACUGACAAGAAGCUGGCGGCCAAACGCAAACUGAAAGCUGACGAUUCAGACAACUCAGAGUCCGACUCAGACGAAGACGCGAAGAAGAAGAAGAAAAAGAAGUCCUCAGCUUCUGCCAAAAAGACAUCCAAGAAGAAGGGCUCGGACGGCUCCUCCGACUCGGACCUGGAGAUGAAGGGACUCAGCAAACUGGCGACGGGGAAACGGAGGAGCAGCCGUGUGAAGAAGGAAAGAGAGGAGAAGGAGAACAAGGGCGGAGAUCGGAGGCGGUCAUACGAACUGAAACGCAAAGCCAGAAGUAGAGGAGCCAAGCAGCAAGAUUCAUCGUCUGAUGACGAGGAGGGAGGAGGGUCUGGAGAGGAGAGUGGAGACCAGCAGAAGAUUAAACCCAUCGUGGAGGAGACGGUGGUAGCAGGGAGGGGAACCUUCCACCAGUCCUCAGGAGAUGAAGGUAACCAUGACGCUUCUCAGAUGGCCGACGAGGAGGACGAUGAUGAUGAGCCUGAGAACAGAAUUGCCAAGAAGAUGCUGGCCCAGAUCAAGGCUAACUACUCUUCAGGAGCAGAGGAGAGCUCUGACGAGGACGGAGAAGAGAAGCAACAGAAGAAGGGGAAGGGAGGAGAGGAGCAGGAGGAGGACGACGAUGAUGAUGAUUAUGAAGGGGGCUCUGGCUCUGAUGUGGACGUGAAGACGAGUGUGGGGCGUCGCCACCGGCUGCUCCGCCACAAACUGACGCUGUACGAAGUGGAGUCGGGACAGGAGAAGGAGAAACCAGCCAGCAAGGGGAAGAAGAAGAAGGAGACCAAGAGGACCAGACGGAAAGUGGGUAGUGAUGACUCAGCAGACCCAGACUUUAAGGAGUCAGCUAGCAGCAGUGAGUCAGGAGUUAGUGAGGAGAUCAGUGAGAAGGAAUUGUCGUCAGAGGAGGAGUCUGAGAAGGAAGGCAGUAGACACAGGAGGACCACGCGCUCCUCCGUGAAGAAGAAGGAGGAGAGGAGCUACGCCCAGAAGAAGAAACGGCGCCGCGUCAAGGCCCAGGAUUCUUCAUCCGACGACAAGAGCGGGUCAGGAGAGGACGGCUCGGGGAAGGAGGAUGGAGACACUCCUAAAGGACAGAGGAAGAAGAUCAGAAAAAUCCUCAAGUACGACGAGCUGAGGACGGAGACGAGGGAUGCCCUGAAGGAGGAGGAGGAGAGGAGGAGACGCAUCGCUGAGAGGGAACAGCUCAGGGAGAAACUCAGAGAGACUCUACAUGUCCCUCCCGAUCAGGUACUCGUGGUGGAGGAGGCGUCCGCCGUGGCUCGUCCAAUCACAACCAAGCUGGUGCUGGAUGAAGACGAGGAGACCAAGGAGCCCAUGGUGCAGGUUCACCACAAUCUGGUCACUAAGCUCAAACCACACCAGGUCGACGGAGAUGAAGGUAACCAUGACGCUUCUCAGAUGGCCAAUGAGGAGGACGAUGAUGAUGAACCUGAGAACAGAAUUGCCAAGAAGAUUCUGGCCCAGAUCAAGGCUAACUACUCUUCAGGAGCAGAGGAGAGCUCUGACGAGGACGGAGAAGAGAAGCAACAGAAGAAGGGGAAGGGAGGAGAGGAGCAGGAGGAGGACGACGAUGAUGAUGAUGAUGAAUGGUGCUCUGGCUCUGAUGAGGACGUGAAGACGAGUGUGGGGCGUUACCACCGGCUGCUCCGCAACAAACUGACGCUGUACGAAGUGGAGUCGGGAGAGGAGAAGGAGAAACCAGCCAGCAAGGGGAAGAAGAAGAAGGAGACCAAGAGGACCAGACGGAAAGUGGGUAGUGAUGACUCAGCAGACCCAGACUUUAAGGAGUCAGCUAGCAGCAGUGAGUCAGGAGUUAGUGAGGAGAUCAGUGAGAAGGAAUUGUCGUCAGAGGAGGAGUCUGAGAAGGAAGGCAGUAGACACAGGAGGACCACGCGCUCCUCCGUGAAGAAGAAGGAGGAGAGGAGCUACGCCCAGAAGAAGAAACGGCGCCGCGUCAAGGCCCAGGAUUCUUCAUCUGACGACAAGAGCGGGUCAGGAGAGGACGGCUCGGGAAGGAGGAUGGAGACACUCCUAAAGGACAGAGGAAGAAGAUCAGAAAAACCUCAAGUACGACGAGCUGAGGACGGAGACGAGGGAUGCCCUGAAGGAGGAGGAGGAGAGGAGGAGACGAUCGCUGAGAGGGAACAGCUCAGGGAGAAACUCAGAGAGACUCUACAUGUCCCUCCCGACCAGGUACUCGUGGUGGAGGAGGCGUCCGCCGUGGCUCGUCCAAUCACAACCAAGCUGGUGCUGGAUGAAGACGAGGAGACCAAGGAGCCCAUGGUGCAGGUUCACCGCAAUCUGGUCACUAAGCUCAAACCACACCAGGUCGACGGAGAUGAAGGUAACCAUGACGCUUCUCAGAUGGCCAAUGAGGAGGACGAUGAUGAUGAACCUGAGAACAGAAUUGCCAAGAAGAUUCUGGCCCAGAUCAAGGCUAACUACUCUUCAGGAGCAGAGGAGAGCUCUGACGAGGACGGAGAAGAGAAGCAACAGAAGAAGGGGAAGGGAGGAGAGGAGCAGGAGGAGGACGACGAUGAUGAUGAUGAUGAAUGGUGCUCUGGCUCUGAUGUGGACGUGAAGACGAGUGUGGGGCGUCGCCACCGGCUGCUCCGCCACAAACUGACGCUGUACGAAGUGGAGUCGGGAGAGGAGAAGGAGAAACCAGCCAGCAAGGGGAAGAAGAAGAAGGAGACCAAGAGGACCAGACGGAAAGUAGGUAGUGAUGACUCAGCAGAUCCAGACUUUAAGGAGUCAGGAGUUAGUGAGGAGAUCAGUGAGAAGGAAUUGUCGUCAGAGGAGUCUGAGAAGGAAGGCAGUAGACACAGGAGGACCACGCGCUCCUCCGUGAAGAAGAAGGAGGAGAGGAGCUACGCCCAGAAGAAGAAACGGCGCCGCAUCAAGGCCCAGGAUUCUUCAUCCGACGACAAGAGCGGGUCAGGAGAGGACGGCUCGGGGAAGGAGGAUGGAGACACUCCUAAAGGACAGAGAAAGAAGAUCAGAAAAAUCCUCAAGUACGACGAGCUGAGGACGGAGACGAGGGAUGCCCUGAAGGAGGAGGAGGAGAGGAGGAGACGCAUCGCUGAGAGGGAACAGCUCAGGGAGAAACUCAGAGAGGUACUCGUGGUGGAGGAGGCGUCCGCCGUGGCUCGUCCAAUCACAACCAAGCUGGUGCUGGAUGAAGACGAGGAGACCAAGGAGCCCAUGGUGCAGGUUCACCGCAAUCUGGUCACUAAUCUCAAACCACACCAGGUCGACGGGGUCCAGUUCAUGUGGGACUGCUGUUGUGAGUCGGUGAAGAAAACCAACAAGAACUCUGGUUCUGGAUGUAUCCUGGCUCACUGUAUGGGCCUGGGAAAAACAUUGCAGGUGGUAACCCUACUCCACACACUACUGCUGUGUGAAAAGUUAGACUUCUCCACGGCUCUGAUCGUCUGUCCCCUCAACACCGUUCUCAACUGGCUCAAUGAGUUUGAGAAGUGGCAGUACGGCUUCAAGGACAAGGAGAGUUUAAAGGUGACGGAGCUGGCCACGGUGAAGCGUCCUCAGGAGAGAGCGUCUGCUCUGCAGCAGUGGCAGGAGGAUGGAGGAAUCAUGAUCAUUGGCUAUGAGAUGUACCGUAACCUCACACAGGGUAGAGACACCGAGAGCAAGAAACUCAAAGAGACCUUCCAGAAGACCCUGGUUGACCCAGGCCCAGACUUUGUGAUCUGUGAUGAGGGCCACAUCUUGAAGAACGAGGCGUCGGCCAUCUCUAAAGCCAUGAACUCCAUCAAGACCCGACGGAGAGUGGUGCUCACCGGCACUCCGCUGCAGAACAACCUCAUAGAGUGUAUGUCCGUUACUUCCUGUUAUAUCCAGACCGCUGGCCUACAGGGCAUUCGGAAAUAAUUCAGGCCCCUGGACUUUUAACACAUUUUGUUACGUUACAGCCUUACUCUAAAAUGGAUUUUUAAAAAGUCCCCCCCCCUCAUCAAUCUACACAUAAUGACUAAGCAAAAACAGGUUUAGACAUUUUUGCUAAUUCAUAAAAAAAUACAAAACUGAAAAAUCACAAGUACAUUUAGUAUUCAGACCCUUUACUCAGUACUUUGUUGUAGCACCUUUGGCAGCGAUUACAGCCUCCAGUCUUCUUGGGUAUGACGCUACAAGCUUGGCACACCUGUAUUUGGGGAGUUUCUCCCAUUCUUCUCUGCAGAUCCUCUUUGGUUGGUGGAGGGCCUAAAAGCCCUCCCAGGUCCACCCAUUGACUGUGCCCCUGCCCAGUCAAGUGAAAUCCAUGGAUUAGGGCCUAAUUAAUUAAUUUAAAUUCACAGAUUUUCUUUCUCAGUAAAAUAUUAGAAAUUGUUGCAUGUUGAUUUUGUUCAAUAUAGUAAGUUAUAUGGACUCUUGUGUUAAAUAGCAGGGGUUGACCAUUUUUUUCAUGACUACCUCUGUCCCCCAUACAUACAGUUGAAGUUAGCAUUGCCUAUAAAUUGUUUAACUUGGGCCAAAAGCUUCAGGUAGCCUUCCACAAGCUUCCCACAAUAAAUUAGGUGAAUUUUGGCCUGCUCCUCCUGACAGGGCUGAUGUAACGGAGUCAGGUUUGUAGGCCUACUUGCUCGCACGCUUUUUCAGUUCUGCUCACAAAUGACCUAUAGGAUUGAGGUCAGGGCUUUGUGAUGGCCACUCCAAUACCUUGACUUUGUUGUCCUUUGUUGUCCUUAAGCUAUUUUGCCACAACUUUGGAAGUAUGCUUGGGGUCAUUGUCCAUUUGGAAGACCCAUUUGCGACCAAGCUUUAACUUCCUGACUGAUGUCUUGAGAUGUUGCUUCAAUAUAUCCACGGAAUUUUCCCUCCCUCAUGAUGCCAUCUAUUUUGUGAAGUGCACCAGUCUCUCCUGCAGCAAAGCACCCCCACAACAUGAUGCUCCCACCCCGUGCUUCAUGGUUGGGAUGGUGUUCUUUGGCUUGCAAGCCUCCCCCUUUUUCCUCCAAACAUAACAAUGGUCAUUAUGACCAAACAGUUCUAUUUUUGUUUCAUCAGACCAGAAGACAUUUCUCCUAAAAGUAUGAUCUUUGUCCCCAUGUGCAGUUGCAAACCGUAGUCUGGCUUUUUAAUGGUGGUUUUGGAGCAGUUGAUUCUUCCUUGCUGAGCGUCGAUAUAGGACUCGUUUUACUGUGAUUAUAGAUACUUUUGUACCUGCAUCUUCACAAGGUCCUUUGCUGUUGUUCAAUGACAGCCUAGGAACAGUGGGUUAACUGCCUUGUUCAGGGGCAGAACAACAGAUUUUUACCUUGAUCAGCUCAGGGAUUCGAUCCAGCAACCUUUCAGUUACUAGUCCAACGCUCUAACCACUAGGAUACCUGCUGUACAUAUCAUUCAUAGUAUAUCUUGUGUAGAUACCUAUGGAUUACUGUUAGUGUUAUUUGGGUUGUUAAUUAGAUUCUUUCUGACAUUUCUUUUUUAAAUUGAUUAUUUGUGUGCCAGUUUGACAUUUUAAUGCAUUGUUAGGCGCUGUAACAUAAGCAUUUCGCAGCCCCGCUAUAACAUCUGCUGAACUGUUUAGGUGACCUUUGAUUUGACCUUAGGACAAAACCUCAAUACAACCACACAGCCCUUGACCGCUCUGUCAGCCUACACCCGGGACACACAACAUCAACACAACCCUCAUUUGACUGCCCCUGGGGACACAGACAACACUGACCCCCAGUAGACUGCUAUCUAAAGGACAGGUUGGUGUACAGUCAACCUCGGUGCAGGUUAGUUAGCGACUCUCAAACCCAAGAUAACUGGAACACAGCAUGGAUUACACGGAACCCAAACCGGCUGCUCGCGUGCGUCUUCAUGCAUUUAUUUUGUCCCCCCCCCACACCAAACGCGAUCACGACACACGCAGGUUAAAAUAUCAAAACAAACGGAACCAAUGACAUUCAUUUGGGGACAGGUAGAAAAGCAUUAACCAUGUAUGGCUAUUUAGCUAGUUAGCUUGCACUUGCUAGCUAGCUUGCUGUUGCUAGCUAAUUUGUCCUGGGAUAUAAACAUUGAGUUGUCAUUUUACCUGAAAUGCACAAGGACCUCUACUACGAAUAUUAAUCCACACAUAAAACGGCCAACCGAAUCAUUUCUAGUCAUCUCUCCGUCUUCCAGGCUUUUAUGGUUUAUGGUGAUCGCAUCAAAACUUUUGUAUUACCACGACUAACGGCAAAAAAAAAAGUUAAUCUUUCAUUCACCCACGUGGGUAUAACCAAUGAGGAGAUGAGACGUGGGUACCUGCUUCUAUAAACCAAUGAGGAGAUGGGAGAGCUAGGACUUUCAGCGCGAUCUGCGUCAGAAAUAGGAAUGAGUUCUAUUUUAGCCGUUGGCGUCGCAGACGCUCUUUGGCGCGCGCGAGCAGUGUGGAUGCAAUAAUUGAAUAACAUGGAUUUCUACAUUUAUUUUGCGACGCUCGCGCACGCGACGUGUCCGGUCUGGUCAGCAUGUUAGGCUGCAUUCAAAUCAGCGACGUCACUACAGAUUCAUGGAAAGGGGUGGUUUGGCAUACUUCCUGUCAGUUUACUGUUAGCUAGCAGGCUCAAGCCACAGAAGUAGCUAACAUUAACUUGAAUAUUAGCGGUACAUUUUCGAGUGUGCAUCAACAAUUCAGCAGAGCAAGUUUGUAUGAAGGUCUAGUUCUUAAAUGGGUACAUAGUUCAAUAGUAAUAUCCUCUAAAACGCUCUGGUGACAAACAAACUUUGCUGCCCUGUUUUCAAUUGUCCCCAUGGCUGGGAGAACCUAUUCAAGUAAAUAUAUUUCAGAAAUGAAAAAAACAAAACAAAAACGGAUGUAUUAUUAGCUACAGUGCAGGCGAACUCAAAUUAGCUAUCUAGCCAACUUCAAAUACUGCAUAGAUAAUGUUAGCAGCUAGAUGUAUUUAUCACUGUAAAAAAACAAACUCCAAAUGCAUUUGUAGGUAGCUAGUUAACGACCAUGGAGGGUGAAAGGAGGUAGCUAGUUAACGACCAUGGAGGGUGAAAGGAGGUAGCUAGUUAACGACCAUGGAGGGUGAAAGGAGGUAGCUAGUUAACGACCAUGGAGGGUGAAAGGAGGUAGCUAGUUAACGACCAUGGAGGGUGAAAGGAGGUAGCUAGUUAACGACCAUGGAGGGUGAAAGGAGGUAGCUAGUUAACGACCAUGGAGGGUGAAAGGAUAGCAGCCCCAACUGUCAGUGAGAGAGGAGGCUAUUCUGGAAAGGUCAGGUACUUGUGUGUAGUUCCUGUUCCUAGAAGUGAGGAGAGAGAUAAUACUAACUAAUAUUCAGUGUGGUGUAAUUUGACUAUAAUGAAGUGUGUUUCUUGUGAGGUUUUCUGUCCUCAGACAAAGAGAGCUAUGAAAGCCUGUCGCCAUAUGAAGAGCAGUGGUUCUCAGUCCUGGGGACUCAAGAGGGGCACAUUGUUGUUUUUGCCUUAGUACUUCACAGCUGAUUCAGUUGAUCAACUCAGGAUGCCAACCCCCAGUCCUAUCAUCGGCCACCUCACCCGCUUUUAAGAACCUUUGUGCUGUCGAGAAAUGCUUAUGUAAUUGUGAUAAACUAAGAGAAUAUUUAUGUAGCACUGUGAUUCAUUAAUCAUAUGCUGCCCUCCCUGCUCCUGUGUUUGACCUCUUUCCUUUGGUGUUUUUACACCUCUUUCUUCCUCUGUUUUCUAAUGAAGUACAGAUCCAACUUGUAUUUAUAACACUUGGAUAAUGAGCUUAUUUCAAUAAAGCAUUUUACAUUCUCUA